This is a messenger RNA of Spodoptera litura, 858 nucleotides long. RefSeq names its product stress-induced-phosphoprotein 1-like. Gene Ontology annotation, molecular function: Hsp90 protein binding. NCBI's taxonomy places the organism in Eukaryota, Metazoa, Arthropoda, Insecta, Lepidoptera, Noctuidae. The record is from RefSeq and is a predicted model, not a curated record.
AAUUUACUAAAAUUGACAUUGUCAUUUUGUCGGGAUUUCGGGAUGUUCUCCCGGGAAAAUAUUUUAUAAUUUUAUUAGUAAGAUAAACUGUAACCAUAGCAGUUAAACCUAUCAAAAUCAAGAAUAAGCAAUAAAUUAUUUUUUACCAAACAAUAUUUUCCUUGAACGAUUAAAACCAUGGAGGAAAAUAAGAAAACCAAUCAGACUUUAAGUGUUGAAGAACUUAAAGUUAAGGGCAAUGAAUGUGUAAAGGAUGGAAAGUAUAUCGAGGCUGUUCUGCAUUAUACACAGGCUAUAAAAAUGGAUCCUAAUAACUAUCUCUUAUACAGCAACAGAUCAUUUGCUUUUCUGAAGUUAGAUCAACAUUAUCUCUCACUACAAGAUGCUAAUGAAACCGUUAGAUUGCAGCCACAGUGGGCGAAGGGCUACUUUCGUCGUGCUGAGGUCGAAGCAGCGAGCGAACUUUACGACGAAGCAAUAAUAUCAUACACAAGAGCAUUACAAUUAGAUCCUCAAAAUGUUAAGCUAAUGGAAUCCAUCAAAAACAUUUCUGAUAUGCAAAAAAAGAAAAUUAAAGAUAGUCAAAACAUAAUAUGGAUAUGUACUUGUGUGGGUUUAAUCUUUGGAAUUGGUAUUGUUGUUUUGGAUUACAGUUUAACUGCAAAUCCAACAUUAUCGCAUCCCUUUAGCAUGGUAGCAUUUGCGCUUGCCCUUGCAGGUAUGGGUUGGGCAAUAGGAAAGAGUGUCAACUUAAUGAGUUCUAUGAGUGCUGGGAAAUCCUUACAACCUCCGGAGGACUUAGCGUCAAAGUGGCAGGCAACGCCAUCUAGUGGUGCUUUACAGCAGGACCUUUUAUAG